UUAAUCAGCACAGAAGCUCAGAAGAAGACAAAGACAAAAUCUUCCACAAUGUCAUACAGACGAGAACUAGAGAAAUACCGUGACCUGGAUGAAGAUGAAAUCCUUGGAGCCCUAACAGAGGAAGAGCUCAGGACGCUGGAAAAUGAACUGGAUGAGCUGGACCCUGACAAUGCACUGCUGCCCGCAGGCCUGAGGCAGAAGGAUCAGACCACCAAGGCGCCCACGGGCCCCUUUAAAAGGGAGGAGCUCUUGGAUCAUUUGGAAAAGCAAGCAAAGGAGUUUAAGGACCGAGAAGAUCUGGUCCCCUACACAGGUGAAAAGCGAGGAAAGGCCUGGGUCCCCAAGCAAAAGCCAAUGGACCCUGUGCUGGAAAGUGUGACACUGGAGCCAGAGCUGGAGGAGGCCCUGGCGAACGCCUCGGAUGCGGAACUUUGUGACAUUGCAGCCAUCCUGGGCAUGCACACACUCAUGAGCAACCAGCAGUACUACCAGGCCCUGGGCAGCAGCUCCAUCGUGAACAAGGAGGGCCUCAACAGUGUCAUCAAACCCACGCAAUACAAGCCUGUGCCCGAUGAAGAACCAAAUUCAACAGAUGUAGAGGAAACGCUGGAGCGGAUAAAAAGCAACGACCCGAAACUUGAAGAGGUUAACCUCAACAACAUCCGGAAUAUCCCCAUACCUACCCUCAAGGCAUAUGCAGAAGCUCUGAAAGACAACACACAUGUAAAGAAGUUCAGCAUCGUGGGCACUCGGAGCAAUGACCCUGUGGCAUAUGCCCUGGCCGAGAUGCUCAAGGUAAAUACAGUGUUGAAGACGCUGAACGUGGAAUCCAAUUUCAUUUCCGGAGCAGGCAUCCUGCGCCUGGUAGAGGCCCUUCCGCACAACACUUCUCUCGUGGAGCUGAAAAUCGAUAACCAGAGCCAGCCCCUGGGCAACAAAGUGGAAAUGGAGAUCGUGAACAUGUUGGAAAAAAAUGCAACGCUUCUCAAAUUCGGCUACCACUUUACCCAGCAGGGGCCCAGGCUGCGGGCCUCCAAUGCCAUGAUGAACAACAACGACCUUGUGAGGAAGAGAAGACUUGCAGACUUGACUGGGCCCAUCAUUCCCAGGUGCCGGAGUGGCGUCUAGUGUGUGGUGACGACCACGCCUUUGAACUGGACAUGUUCUACUGAGAAUCUGUGCUCUGCAGUGGACACCAGAAGGCAAAAUGCCGGCACAAAGCCCUUUUGUGGUUCAGUUCUUUAUGCACUAAGGUUUUAGGUUGACUAGUGGUUGUAGUUGAAAAUUUUAUAAACUAUGGUUAAUGUGAAGUUUUUCUUUAGUCACAGCAGUUCAGUCUAAUUAUUAUUUAUAAACUAAGAAUUUACCCAACCGGCAGAUUUUACUGAAGGUGAUGUUACAGUAGCAGUGACUUAAUCCCACAGUUGUUUCAGUGGCCUUGCUGUGUGGUUUCAGGUGCAUUUAAAAAGUGCAACACAUAAGCAACACUUUCACAUGCUUUAGGAAUAUUAUAAAACACUGUUACAAAUUUGAGAUCUGCAAAUUAGCAGUCACUCUUUAUUAAAAGUUUAAAUUUUAAGAACCUCACAAGAUUAAAGUUGCCAAAUUGACUAAUGAAUCAAGUACACAAUUUGCCCCUCAAGAAAGGGACAAAGAGACAAAGUCACAGGGCUCUGUCAGGCUUCAAAAAGCACAGGUCCUUUUGUGGGAUAUAAGGAAAUGACAGAAAAAGUCAGUGGUGAAAUUUCAAGUUUCAGGCACUGUCCUUUACGUCCUGGGAUACAAACAUUUCCCUGAUUGAUCUUUAUAGACCUCUGGGACUUACAACUUUAUAUUGGACUCAGAAUUUUUUUCCAAAUGCCAAUUGUAUGAUGUGAAAACCUACGUUCAAGUACCUUCCUGGGCUGAAAGGUGGGCCAAUGGUUUGUGAGGUAUAACACACGAGAGGAAUAAAUUUCUACUCCACAUGGCUAUGUGUACAGACUCCAGCUACCUAUCACCUCACUUAUUCUUAGAAAAGUCACUGCUGAUCAUAUGCCUUGAACUAGGCCUCUGAUGGCCAACAAUGAAGAAAAUCCAGAGAUCAACUAUUUGGAAAUCCUGGCCAAACCAUCACAAGAUGAUUAUUCUAAAAAUGUCAUUUUGUUAUUUCUGCCAGAUCCCUCUUUUACUAUUACUCGCGUCUCUUGGGAUCCAUUAAUAAUGCUAAGCCACUAUGCCCUUGUGCCUUUCAUAUACCACAGUGCCAGUCAAGCUAGUAUUUUUGUUGCUUGGAGAGUUAUUUUCAGGAGUGAUUCAGCAAAUCUUUUGAUAAAGGACAGGCCAGAGCGUUGUUGAGCAUGGACUGAGCUGCAGAGCACCGAGCAGAAAGGCUCGUAAUGACAAGGGAAGUCUUGCACACCGAAAUGCAAUGACGUGGACGGUACAGGGUAACAGAGGUGGAGCCAGCACCUCACCACCGUGGGAGAGCAUCUACGGGGGCUGCCGAUGGACAGCCGUCUCCACUUGGCUUCGCCUUGAAACACAACUGCAGCUGUAUUCUGCAUCACUGGAAAUGGCAAUCGAAUAUUAAAUCUGUUGGUCUAUGGA
This is a messenger RNA of Condylura cristata (star-nosed mole), 2589 nucleotides long. RefSeq names its product tropomodulin 1 (gene TMOD1). The coding region runs from base 49 to 1128 and encodes 359 amino acids. The transcript has 9 exons. Gene Ontology annotation, molecular function: tropomyosin binding. Gene Ontology annotation, cellular component: myofibril; striated muscle thin filament. The record is from RefSeq and is a predicted model, not a curated record. Gene Ontology annotation, biological process: myofibril assembly; pointed-end actin filament capping; muscle contraction. NCBI's taxonomy places the organism in Eukaryota, Metazoa, Chordata, Mammalia, Eulipotyphla, Talpidae.